This is a messenger RNA of Peronospora farinosa, 2178 nucleotides long. The record is from the annotation of a GenBank genome assembly. NCBI's taxonomy places the organism in Eukaryota, Oomycota, Peronosporomycetes, Peronosporales, Peronosporaceae.
AUGGAACAAGUCGUAACCAAGGUCUUCUCCGUCACUUUACGUGGUCUAGAUGAGACGAUUCUCAAGUAUAUUAGCGGUGCUGUUGCUGAACAAUUAACUCAUGAGACACGUCUUGAUGCUACGUCUCUCGAAACUCUUUUAUGCACAACUUUGACCCCGUUUUUAUUGGAUACCCACUUUGUCUCGGAUAAAGCGGCAGUGUCGCGCGUAUGUUGCUCGUUGGCGACUAAAUUACUCGCCAGUCCACAAGUACAAGCUCUAUCAACACUUGUGACACAUGAAGAUGAAGUGCGUGUCUUGGAAAAUACUCAGACCAUUGAGGAACAAGCACGGAUGGACAAAGGUGCAGAUGAUGCGGAGCAGCUAUUGGCUCGAAUGUGGGGCUUUGAUAAGAUUCGCAAGACGACAAAUGAUGAGCUUGAAGCACAACAAUCGGCACUUUCGGCCCGUCAAGUGCGUAAACAGGUCAAAUUGGAGCAGCUUACAGUCGAACAAGCCGAGGAACAGGCUGAGAUGGAUCGGGAGUGGGAAGACGCUCGUUUUUUGCCGGAUUUGUCCCAGGAUAAUGGCGAGAAGGACGUUCAUGUGCCUCGUCUUACUAUUAACUUUAAGGGUAAGACGUUACUGUCGGAUACAUCGCUCAAGAUUGUCGCAGGCCGUCGGUAUGGACUUGUGGGCAAGAACGGUGCUGGUAAGACGACGUUGCUUCGGUAUAUUUCACACUACGAGCUCGAAGGAUUUCCGAGACAUAUUCGUAUUCAGUUGGUGGAGCAGGAGUCGGCCUCGAAGCUUAGUAAGGAAGAGCGUAGCGUGCUGGAAGUGGUACUGGCAGCAGAUUACGAACGCACGCUACUGCUGAAGGAAGAGAAGGAGCUCACGGCAAAGGAGGCAAAUGAGGGGGAGGACCACAGUACGAGGCUAAAAGAGAUUUACGACCGACUCGCGAACAUUGACUCAGACACGGCCGAGUCUAGGGCACGCACCAUUCUUAGCGGACUGCAGUUUCCCGACGACGUGAUGGACGGACCGGCAAAGGCGCUUUCCGGUGGAUGGCGUAUGCGGACGGCGCUAGCGGGCGCUCUGUUCAUGUCACCUGACCUGCUGCUACUGGAUGAGCCUACGAACCAUUUGGAUCUUGAAGCGGUGAUCUGGCUGGAACACUACCUGGAAAAGUACGACAAGCAGAUGAUUGUGGUAUCGCACGAUCGAAACUUUUUGAACGCCGUCACCACCGACAUUAUCAACUUGACGCAGCAGAAGCUCAUGUACUACAAGGGCGACUACAAUACAUUCGAAAACACGAUGAAGGAGAACCUGCGUCAGCAGCGCAAAGCCUAUGAUGCCCAGCAAAUGAAGAUUCAGCACAUGCAAGAGUUCAUCGAGCGCUUUCGGGCGAAUGCAAAGAAAGCUCCGCUGGUGCAAUCGCGUGUCAAGGCACUGGAUAAAAUCCUGCGCAAUGAGCUGAUUGAUGAGCCCGAGGAUGAGCGCGCUUUCCGAAUGCAUUUCCCGCCCGCGGAGCCGCUGGGGCGGCCUAUCAUUGCCGUCGAAGGUGUCGGCUUCCGGUAUAAGCCAGAGUCGCCCUUGCUUUUCGCAGACGUGCAUAUGGGCAUCGACAUGUCGAGUCGCAUUGGUAUUCUCGGUGUAAACGGUUCAGGAAAGUCAACGCUCAUCAAUAUCAUGAUCGGCAAGCUGCGUGCGAAUGAGGGCUCAGUCACUUUGAACCCGCGCCUGCGCGUAGCUACGUUUACUCAGCACCACGUCGACUCACUGGAUUUGUCCAAGUCUGCAGUCCAGAACAUGAAGGAGAUGUUUCCAGGCCACGAACCAGACGAAUUUCGUUCGCAUCUUGGACGUUUCAAUUUGUCGGGUGAAUUGGCAAUCAAACCCACACGUACACUAUCAGGUGGCCAAAAGUCUCGUGUUGGUUUUGCACUCAUGACAUGGCGUCUACCUCAUGUUGUGGUACUCGAUGAACCUACCAAUCACUUGGACAUGGAAACGAUCGAUGCACUUAUUGAUGCAUUACGUGAAUACAAGGGCGGUGUGGUAAUUGUUUCCCACGAUCAACACUUUGUUACGAGCGUGUGUGAAGAAUUAUGGGUCGUCGGUGAUGAAAAGGUUGCUCGCUUUCGUGGUAGUAUGAACGAGUACAAGAACCAUGUUCUAGUCUCGAAAUAG